AUGUUUACUAAAGAAGAAAAAGCCAAGGGUCCUGAAGCAUUGCACAGCGAGUAUGUGAAGAAUGUACGUGGAUUGAGCGUCCUCAAUCCAUUUCACGACAAACUGGAAAGGUCUUCGUUGGACAGUGCCUUCCACAAUGUGGAUCCACAGCUUUGCAACAACCGGAAGCUCGUGGACGCCCUCGCCGCCUGGGAAGUCGCCUGGGAACUAGGCAACCGCUCCCUCCUCAAGCAGGAUGUGUUGCAGUCCUUCAGCAGCUGCGCUGCGAUGACUCUGGAUGCGCAGCGACUCGCUCCCUCUCUGCCCCGGCUCAUUGACACCCGGGACGCAGAGCUCUUCCUGAUUCUGCCCCGGCUCGUGCUUCUCAACGCCCUGCGAGCUCCGAGCCAGUCCGGCCUGCUCCGUGAGCUCCUUCCCCACCAGUUUGCCGAAUGUGCAGAGGCCGAGGUAAAGGAGGAGCACGGCAAGGCCAAGGAGGGUCGAGCUGAAGGCACGGAGGCGGAGUUUUCGAGCAGACUGUCCGAGCUGAAGCAAGACUUCCAAGAGGUGCAGAAGGCCCUGGUCCGAGCCUCCGCUUCGGACCGGGACUUCCUGACGCGCCGCGUGAUCUCGGGCCCAGGGGCCGAAACUGAGGGCGACGAGAAGCUCCACAACUUCUUGCUGGCCCUUGAAGGCCUCAGCGUGGAGCUUCAGCGAUACCGGCCGACGGACUGGAAUCAGACCUGUUCGGCGCUACUAGAGUGCAUCGAGGCCGCCUCUGGACGGGAGGUCGGGAACGCCCCGGCCCUGCGGCUUCCAAGUGACCUGACGGAGGACUCCCAGGAGAAUCAGCCUGACUUUGAACCUUCUGCUUCCCUGAGACGAGCCAUGAGACCUUGGUGUUUUUGA
Molecule: messenger RNA, 888 nt
Organism: Symbiodinium sp. CCMP2592
Lineage: Eukaryota; Dinophyceae; Suessiales; Symbiodiniaceae
Source: the annotation of a GenBank genome assembly